AUGCUAUCGACGUUCAGUCGGUUAAAAGCAGUCCAAGAUUUAAAUUUUCCCGCCCAAAUAACAGAACCAAACGCGCUUGCACGCCUUCAAAAACGUCCCCUCUACGGGCUGUCAUUUGAGCUCAAGGCGACACGAUUCCUAAUUGGUUGCAGUGUGCGCAAAAAAAUUGAGAAGGAAAUUAUGCGCCUUGAUUGCAGCUUCUACUCCAGCUCAGACGGUGGCUUCGACUGCCACGCUGAUGAUGGUGGCGGUGACGCUGGAGUUUCAGUCGUUGUUGUUAUUGUUGUUGUUGAUAAUGAUGGUGAUAAUAGCAAUUGCGGGAAUGACUGUAGCGACGAUGGCGAUGGUGUUGAUGAUGAUGAUAGCUUAGGGUUAGGCGAGGUAACCAAUCGAUAG
Hydatigera taeniaeformis is the source of this 396-nucleotide messenger RNA. The record is from the annotation of a GenBank genome assembly. NCBI's taxonomy places the organism in Eukaryota, Metazoa, Platyhelminthes, Cestoda, Cyclophyllidea, Taeniidae.